AUGGCAAAGUCCAUCAUCCUCACUGGUCUGGCCCUGGCACUGCUUGCUCAGCUGGGCUCCGCCUACUACCUGACGUGCUACUUCACCAACUGGGCCCAGUACAGGCCAGGCCUGGGGAGCUUCAAGCCCGACAACAUCGACCCCUGCCUCUGUACUCACUUGAUCUAUGCUUUUGCGGGAAUGAGUGACAAUGAGAUCACCACAACGGAAUGGAAUGACGUGACCCUCUACAAAUCCUUCAAUGGUUUGAAAAACAAAAACAGUGAACUGAAGACUCUCCUGGCCAUUGGAGGCUGGAACUUUGGAACUGCCCCAUUCACCACCAUGGUUUCCACUUCUGAGAAUCGCCAGACCUUCAUCAAAUCAGUCAUUAAAUUCUUGCGCCAGUAUGAGUUUGAUGGGCUGGACUUUGACUGGGAGUACCCUGGGUCUCGAGGCAGCCCUGCUCAGGACAAGGACCUCUUCACUGUCCUGGUCAAGGAAAUGCGUGAAGCCUUUGAGGAGGAAGCCAAGCAGAUCAACAAACCCAGGCUGAUGGUCACUGCUGCUGUGGCUGCCGGCAUCUCCACCAUCGAGUCUGGCUAUGACAUCCCCCAGCUCUCUCAGUAUCUGGACUUCAUCCAUGUCAUGACCUACGACUUCCAUAGCUCCUCGGAGGGCUACACUGGAGAGAACAGCCCCCUGUACAAAAACCCCAGUGACACCGGCAGCAACACCUACCUCAAUGUGGAUUAUGUUAUGAACUAUUGGAAAAACAAUGGUGCCCCAGCUGAGAAGCUCAUUGUUGGAUUCCCAUCUUACGGACACACCUUCAUCUUGAGCAAUCCUUCUGAAACCGGCAUUGGUGCCCCUACCUCUGGCCCUGGUCCUGCUGGGUCCUACACCAGGCAGGCUGGCUUCUGGGCUUACUAUGAGAUCUGCCCCUUACUGAAGGAUGGUGCGACUCAGGUGUGGGAGGCUUCUGAGGACGUCCCCUAUGCUUACAAAAGCAGUGACUGGGUUGGUUAUGACAACCCCAAGAGCUUCCAAAUCAAGGCUGAGUGGCUGAAGAAGAAUAACUUUGCAGGAGCCAUGGUCUGGGCCAUUGAUCUGGAUGACUUCACUGGGACUUUCUGUGACCAGGGAAAAUUCCCCCUGAUCAACACCUUGAAGAAAGCCCUGGGUCUGGAGAGCACAAGCUGUACAGCCUCAGCUGCAAACACAUCAGCUUCCAGCAGUGGCGGAAGUGGCAGCUCAGGUGGGAGCAGUGGGAGCAGCAGUUCUGGGAGCAGCUCUGGGAGCAGCGGAUUCUGCGCUGGCAAAGCUGAUGGUCUCUACCCUGUGGCCAAUAACAAGAAUGCUUUCUGGCAUUGUUUGAACGGCAUCACCUACGAGCAGUAUUGCCAGUCUGGACUUGUCUUUGACACCAGCUGUGAGUGCUGCAACUGGGCAUAA
Trichosurus vulpecula (common brushtail) is the source of this 1434-nucleotide messenger RNA. It is a transcript of the gene CHIA, whose product is annotated as chitinase acidic. The record is from RefSeq and is a predicted model, not a curated record. Gene Ontology annotation, molecular function: chitin binding; chitinase activity. Bases 1 to 1434 code for a protein of 477 amino acids. Gene Ontology annotation, biological process: chitin catabolic process; carbohydrate metabolic process. Lineage: Eukaryota; Metazoa; Chordata; Mammalia; Diprotodontia; Phalangeridae. Gene Ontology annotation, cellular component: extracellular region. The transcript has 11 exons.